Drosophila gunungcola (fruit fly) is the source of this 1322-nucleotide messenger RNA. RefSeq lists its product as uncharacterized. The coding region runs from base 180 to 1208 and encodes 342 amino acids. The transcript has 3 exons. The record is from RefSeq and is a predicted model, not a curated record. Lineage: Eukaryota; Metazoa; Arthropoda; Insecta; Diptera; Drosophilidae.
AUAUUCAAUAACUCUUUAUAUAAACCCAGUAAGUCAAAGCAUAAAUUUCAUACAUCCAUCGAUCUAUUUCGACUGAAAACAAUAGAAAACUAAUGCAAGAGAUACUGACGAGAAUUUAUUACCCAACUCAAUGGUUGCUGCCGCAGAACCCGGCUCAAACUGGUCUAAAUGUAUUCUAAAUGCGCCUAAGCAAUUUCCAUUGGAUCGCAGUUCAAGUGUCUAUAAUUAUCUGCGCAAUCGGCAUAGAAGGGCAACCAAGCGGUAUGAAAAAUCGCGGAAGGUUCGUUUCUUCACUGGGCGGUGAUUUCGAGGCGGAGGCAAAUGGAGUUCGGAGAAUGGAGCGUUCCAAUUCUGGAGGCCUGCUGGAAGCUGAUACUAUUGCUUCCGGCAUGGGAAUUCAGGCUGCGGAUCCAAGUGUGAUAAACACUAGCCAAAUGCUUCCGAAUCCCGCUGCCGCCGCCCCAGGCUCAGCUAUUUGCGACUUCUAUCAACCCAACUGGCAGACGCAGCAGUUGGAGCUACAGCCGCAACAGCAGCAGCAGCCGGGCUGUUCUUCGAGCCGGAUCAAUCAGGGGACACCCAAUGCCUACACCGAACAAGAUGAGAUCGAGCAGCGGCGCCACGAGCUGCGCAAUCUCGUCCAGCAUUUGUAUGUGGCCCAGGCGAGGGUUCAGCUGGAGGCCACCGAGAUUAAGAAGGCGCAGUCGGUGGCCAGUUCGGCGCAGUCGCAGCUGGAGGAGUCUGCCAACCAUGUGAGGAGCAUUACCGCAACAUUGCACACCGCCCAGCAGGAAGUGGCCGCUUCGGCGAUUCGGGCCCAGAUUGCCCAACUCCAGUUGGCCGCCCACGAUCAGCUGUUGUUUGCCGCCCGCCAGGAUGUGGAUGCGUUGUCCUCCCAAAUGGUGGGUCUGCAGGCCGCCGAGGGCAUUGUCCAGCCCAAGCUCACAGUGGAUCUGCAUGCUCUGCUGGAGAAGUUGAAGCAGCCUCUGCAGCAAUAUGAUCGCCCCACCGCAGUUCCAGCCAUUGCUCCCAGUCUCCCAGGCACCUCAACCCAUCAGCAGCAGUUGCUCAUGCAGCAGCAACAAAUGGGACAGGCACAAGGUCAAGGGCAGGGUCAAGGUCCUUUCAACCCUGCCGGUGGAGGAGGAGUCGGUCCCAGUGACUUCAGCAGCCUGCCCAGGGUUAAUGUGCCUCUCUAUGCCACUUAGCUGCUUUUUAGCAAUCACAUCUGAUUACCUCUGCCUAAGUAUUUAUUUUUUUUCAUUUAUUGUACCAGUUUGCUUUCCAUAAAAUCAUAUAUUUCAUUUAAAAAUCUUAGUGUG